GCUGUGUUUAAUUGUAGCCAGCAGGGGGAAGUUUUGGGGCUGGCGUUCAGUGACUGAGGUCUUUGCUUUUGAAGAAAUAAGCAACAGCGGAAUUAAAAGAUUUCAAGUCAGCGACGAAGGAAUGCUUCCGAACUUGCCGUUUUAGCCUAUAGUAGAGUACUGAAGACCAGCAAAUUAAUAUGAUGCUAACUAUUUUAGUCGCGAUCAUCCGUCGUAGAAGAAUAUGACGGUCAAGCAACCAAGACUGUAAAGGUGUCUUUAAAAUGCUGCCAGAUUGCGUUCUCAGAACAUACUAUAGACAACCGUAGAGGUUUUGUUUCUCUGGACAGUAUAAAGACUGAAGAAAAAUGUGUUUUACUUUAUAUAUCGCAUGUUUUAUUGUAAUUGGUUCGUAUCGAUAGUUACGUAGUUGGCUGAACUGUUUACAGUAUCUGGGUUGUAUAAUUAGCCUACAUAUUUUGCAGCGAAUUGUAGCAUCCCUUUGUUUUAUUUUACGACCGAGGCAAACGACUUUUAUUAGACCAUUUAAUAGAAAAGCAACACGCGUACACUGAAAAGGAUAAGACUGAAUCGGAAGAACGACAGCGAGGAAUGGCCAGUUUGUCGGCAGAAGAAGAGCAGGCCACAAAGCAGUUCUUGGAGGAGAUAAACAAGUGGACCACACAGCAUGGAGUCUCGCCUUUGUCCUGGAACGUGGCCGUCAAGUUCCUUAUGGCUCGCAAGUUUGACGUCCUGCGAGCCAUCGAGCUCUUCCAUAGCUACAGGGAGACGAGGUUGAAGGAGGGGAUCGUGAAGCUGCAGCCGCAGGAGGAGCCCCUAAGGUCUGAGCUCCUGAGCGGGAAGUUCACCGUGUUGAGCGUACGGGACCCCUCGGGUGCCUCCAUCGCCCUCUACACGGCCCGGCUGCACCAUCCCAACCGGACGGGCAACCAUGUGGUUCUGCAGGCGCUGUUCUACCUGCUGGACCGGGCCGUAGAAAGCUUUGAGACACAGCGGAAUGGCCUGGUGUUCAUCUAUGACAUGGCCGGCUCCAACUACAACAACUUUGAACUGGACCUGAGUAAAAAGAUCCUCAAUCUGCUCAAGGGGGCGUUCCCGGCCAGGCUGAAGAAGGUUUUCAUCGUCGGGGCGCCGGUCUGGUUCCGGGUGCCCUAUAACCUGCUCAGCCUCCUGCUGAAGGAGAAGCUGAGGGAGAGGGUGCAGAUGGUGAAGAUGGCGGACCUGAGGCAGCACCUGCCCCGGGACUGCCUGCCGGAGCACCUGGGGGGCCUGCUGUCCCUGGACGCGCACGGCUGGAACCAGCAGCUCCUGGCGGGGCAGAACGGGCGCGCGGACCCCGUGGACGAGCUGGUGGGCAUCCCGCUGGGGGAGUCCUCCAUCCACACGGCCGGCCCCGAGGCCGUCAGCCUGACCGAGUUCACCGCCCUCGUGGGCCACGCCCAGCGCGCCGGCAUCUACGACGAGUAUGAGGAGAUCCGCAAGGAGGCCCCGCCCGGGACCUUCCACUGCGCCCUAGCGGCGUCCAACCAGGAAAGGAAUCGCUAUGGAGACGUGCCGUGCCUGGACCAAACACGCGUCCGCCUCAAACCCAGGAGGAACGAGAAAUCUGACUACAUAAACGCCAGCUUUAUGGAUGGGUACAAACAGAAGAAUGCCUACAUUGGAACUCAAGGACCCCUGGAGAAAACAUACGCCCACUUCUGGAGGAUGAUUUGGGAGCAGAACGUCCUGGUCAUUGUUAUGACAACCAGGACGGAUGAGGGCGAAAGGAGGAAGUGCGGUCAGUACUGGCCGCUGGAGGAGGGCGGGCAGGAAGUCUACGGACACAUCGCCGUGGUGAACCAGAGGGUGGACAACCACGCCCACUACAACCAGACAACACUGGAGCUGCACAACACAGAGAACUGUGAGCAGAGGCAGGUGACCCACUUCCAGUACCUGAGCUGGCCUGAUUACGGGGUGCCCACAUCCGCCGUCACGCUAAUCCACUUCCUGGGGGCGCUGAAGAGGCAGCAGAAGAAGGCAGUGCUGGCUAUGGGAUCCCAGUGGAGGGGCCACCACGCAGGACCUCCCAUCGUUGUCCAUUGCAGUGCUGGGAUUGGCAGGACAGGUACACUCUGCGCCCUGGACAUCUGUCUGUCCCAGCUGCAGGAUGUGGGCACUGUGAACAUCUACCAGACGGUGCGCAGGAUGAGAACACAGAGAGCCUUCAGCAUCCAGACCCCAGAACAGUACUACUUCUGCCACACUGCCAUCCUAGAGCACGCCCAAAAACAGGGCAUGCUCACAGCCAAUCAGUGAGCCCCUUCCCGCACACCAGCCAAACACAGGCAUCAGAGGUGGUCAUGACUCUCCCAGCUCCUCCUCUUCUUGUGUUUUUUUUUUUUUUGCUUUUUCUUGUUUUUCCUGGCAGUAGCCAUCAGCAGCAGCAGGUCAAGGCUGAAUAGUGAGAUCUAGCGAUUUGCAUAAGGGCCCAUGACACAGUCGGGCUUGGUCUGGCUGAACCCACUGCUACGACCACCAGCACCUUCACCUUAAUGGGAAUCUGGUGAAAAAAGCUGUAGAUCUCUAGACAUGCUGUCCAUGUCUUAAUCGUUGUCUGUUCUCAGUGGUGUAAACAGUGAAGGUCUGUCCAAACUCGGUGUGGUAUUUUGUGACCAAGGGUACUUGUGGUGACUGAUGAUUGAAUUUGAUUGUCAUUUGCUUCUUACUAAUCGACCACCUUUAAGUGCAGCUUCUUUUGUUAAAUCUUUUGUUAAAAGACUCGGGCAGUUGGCUGUAUAGCAGGAGGAAAUGCCACUCUGUUAAGGAUUCAAGCCAAGCUCUUGUCAAACCAGGAGAAAAAGGGGGCUGUGUUGCAAACAAAACACAGAAAAAACUGCCUUAACUUUGUGAUCAAAUUUGUGUCACUGUGGCUAAAAGCUUUGCAGGAGAUUGCCUCUCCCCUAAUUCCCAGUCCAUACUUGUUAAUAAGAAGUCUUGCCUCAGUUAUGUUCUCUUAAUCCAAUAUGCAGUCACCGAGCAGCCUUCUCAUGCACCCUCACAAUCCUGAUUCGUUCUUGCAUCCAUUGUCAUGGUUGCACAAGCAAAGCUAUGCUCUUGACAAAUAGGGUCUGUACAACCCAACCGCAGCCACUUCAUUGGGUGUUUGACCUUUGCCCACCGUAGGUCACCGAAUGUGAACUGCAGGGGUGAAACUCUAGUAACAAUAUCUAGUGCGUUUAGAUCAUUUCAUUUUUUUUUAAUUGUGUGCCAUUCAGGGAUCGACAGAAGAGAUGAGCGCAUGGGUGAUUGUGUCCAGUUUGGGAAAAUUCUUUGAAAGUGAAGUGUUUUAUAUACAGCUGGUCGUCAGAAUAACCAGCUCCAUGUUAAGAGGUAAUUACUUGUGCUUCGGUGGUUCCACAGGUUUUUGUGGAAGUGACCGUAUGUUGGAUUGUGUUUUGGCAAAAACUGACAAAACCGAGUAGGUAGGAUAGGGUACUGAAACAAGUGGGAUGUAAACCUAAAUAUCUCCACUCUCAAUUUAUAUAAUGAUUCCAGUUAAUGUUCCAACAGCCUGUACCUCUACUUUCUGCACCGUUUGGGUCAGUUAAAUAAGAAAAACACACCCUAUGGAAUAAGAUGUAAACCAUCAGACCAAAUGUGUAGUCUUUGCGGUCCAAAAAUACAUCAAUUGAUUAAAUUCCAGCACCUCUGUGUUUUUGUAAACUCACAUUUUUUUCUGUAUGGUUUUGGAGCGGGCCUGACCGGGUCAUGCCACCAGGGUUCUCCUUUUUUAUUUCCGUGUUUUGGACCACUUUUUUUAAAAACCCUGGUUGUAUUUGAACACCGGACAUAUUGCUGCGGUCCCUUUGAUAAAUGGCCAGCCACCAUGUUCAGGCUGGCUCAUUAUAGCCCUUUCCCACUAUAGAGCUGGAACCAGGCUGGCUCAAACUCCGAAGCCCUGCAGAUGAGCUGUGCAGUGUGGAGUACACAAUAUGCAGCUGCGCAGGCAGACUUCAGCCACCUGAGGAACCGGAGGCAGUCUCUGGUGCAGGGGGAGGUGGGGACAAUCCCACUGACAUCUCCCUCCUGCUCUGGGUGAUGUCAGGGCUAACUGCACCUCACCUCGGGCUACUGCCGGUCUCAGUCCGCCCUGGACACAGUCUGGGUUGCAUCCAUUUUCUAGCACUUCUGAGAAUGUGAUGUGACCUUUGACCUGUGCCACAGGACAAGGAACAAACUGGUUUCUCCCAUCUCUCCCAUCCCCUUCUCCAUAGUGUGUAGUGGAGUCUUCAAAGACAGCCAUGUCCAAGCACUUUCACACAGGCAUUCCAUUUGUGCUUUCUUUUGCUAUAUUCAUUUUUUGGUGUACUUUUUAGAAACCAUAUAUUAAAUGUAUAAAUAAUGGCUGUAGUCUUGUUGCGGUAAUGUAAGUGUAGAUUUUGGGGACAGACUUCUGAAUAGCUCGCCUGAACCAGUGGUCAGAAUCCAUAUUUUUGGGGGAGUAAAAAGAUAAUUGGCGCUCACGGCUGGAGGGCUAAGAUGGUGUUUUGUGGUUUCUGAUUGUCAUGUGAACAAAUGAGUUCUUUGCUACUGAAUUCAUAUUGAAUUUUCUUGUAGUGAAGUGCCACUGAAAGUCACCCAUUCACAUUUACGUGCUUAUAGUUACUCUGUAAUUGUGUCCCUUCAUCAAACGGGCCCCAAAUACAGCCUAGCUUUAUUUUUCUGUUUUAUUCAAUGCUUUUUUUUCUUUAUUUUGUUAUUCAAACUUUGACUAAAUAUGCUUAAAUUAUAUUUAAAUGACAGCUGUUGAAGGUUUUGUUUAGUAUGAUUAUUAUAAAAGAAUCAGGCUACUGUUGUAUUACAUGCCAUGUCUGUUCAUUUCUACAUUAUCAGCAGUUCCCAUUUCUUAAGGACCAAGUUUCUCCAUCAUGUUAAAACUUGCUAUUGAACAACAGUCUUUAAUUUCAGAAGGAAAACCAAAAAAGGUAUGAAUUCAUUAAAUGGAAACAGUCAUUA
Messenger RNA from Anguilla rostrata (American eel), 5001 nucleotides. RefSeq names its product protein tyrosine phosphatase non-receptor type 9a (gene ptpn9a). The record is from RefSeq and is a predicted model, not a curated record. Bases 592 to 2301 code for a protein of 569 amino acids. Gene Ontology annotation, molecular function: protein tyrosine phosphatase activity. The transcript has 13 exons. Gene Ontology annotation, biological process: protein dephosphorylation. NCBI's taxonomy places the organism in Eukaryota, Metazoa, Chordata, Actinopteri, Anguilliformes, Anguillidae.